GAGUUGGAACGACGACGUCUAGCGCGGCGGACUCGCGAGCUCACUCCACAUCGCGCGCUGUGGCGCGCCCUCGUUUCGUCCAUUCAUUGCCGAUUUACCCGCAACAGCGGCACGACGUAAUCUUGCCGACGCGUCUUCCUAUUUUAAAAUAAAACUAUUAUUUUUUAUUUCAUAGUUUAUCAUAAUACUGAUAAACUUUACCGUGUGAACUCCGGACGCUAAAUCCGGAAGCGAAGUCGAGAAAUAAACAUAAAUCUUCACUUUGCAUAAAGUUUUCUGCAAUCGUUGCAAACUCGCUUUCAGCAACGAAGUUUGUUAAAAGUCUCUCUCGACCCCACGCGUUUGGGUACUCCUGUGUUAAUAUAACUUCGAUUUAUAAUUUCAUUAGAGGUGGAUCCGAGAAGAAGCGAAAAUGUCGAAAAAACAUCUUCACAACCAAGCUGCAAUACCGUUAGCUCCGGCGGUAUUUAAGAAACCACAAAUGCGGCCGAUGAUAGCCGAAUAUGACCCCAAGAAAAAAGGAGUCAAAAAUGAUUUGUCAGAUGUCGUUAUGGUCAAAUACAAAGUUGACCCAAAUGAGAUCCCUGUGGAACAACAAGCGGGAUCCACCCUGCCUCUUAUGGAGAUCCCUGGGCGUGAUAUAGAGGCUGACGAGGAUUACAACCCAUUUGAGCACCGAAAACUUGCACAUCCUACGUCGGACUUGGAUACCCUCAUUCAUUUGCUGAAGGGGUCUUUAGGCAGUGGCAUCUUGGCUAUGCCUAUGGCGUACCUCAACGCUGGUCUUUACUUUGGUCUUGUGGCUACGUUCACCAUCGGAGGCAUCUGCACCUACUGCGUCCACGUCUUGGUCAAGACCGCGCACGAGCUCUGCAGGAGGUGCCAGAAACCGUCUCUUGGAUUUGCUGAGACUGCCGAAGCCGCCUUCCUCUCAGGACCACCAGCUGUUCACAAGUUCUCGAGACUUGCUAAAGCAAUGGUCAACUGGUUUCUCGUGAUAGACUUACUUGGAUGUUGCUGUGUGUACAUAGUAUUUGUCUCGAAGAAUGUCAAACAAGUAGUUGACUACUACUGCGAGGGAACUUCCUACGAAAAAAUGGAUCUUCGGAUAUAUAUGGCUGCCAUGCUGCCCAUUCUUAUUGCGAUGAACAUGAUCCGGAACCUGAAGUAUUUGGCCCCGUUUUCAAUGAUUGCUAAUCUUUUAGUUGGUACUGGAAUGGGCAUCACUUUCUACUAUUUGUUUCAAGAUUUGAAAAGCGUUAGUGAUGUAAAGACCUUUGCUGGUUUUGAACGACUACCGACCUUCUUCGGCACUGCUAUCUUCGCUCUGGAAGGCAUCGGUGUGGUCAUGCCGCUUGAAAACAACAUGAAGACCCCUACUCACUUUAUUGGAUGUCCCGGCGUUCUAAAUACUGGCAUGUUCUUCGUGGUCUCACUUUAUGCAUUUGUCGGGUUCUUUGGAUACCUGAGAUAUGGAGACCAGACUCAGGGCAGCAUCACCUUGAACUUGCCAGAGUACGAAGUACUUGGACAAAGCGUGAAGCUCAUGAUCGCUGUAGCCAUUUUCUUCACCUACAGUCUUCAGUUCUACGUGCCUAUGGAGAUCAUAUGGAAGAACGUGCGACAUUUCUUCGGAGCCAAGAAGAAUCUCGCUGAAUAUAGUAUUAGGAUUACUUUAAUCGUCAUGACUCUGGGCAUCGCUAUCGCUAUCCCUAACUUGGGGCCUUUUAUCUCACUGGUAGGUGCAGUUUGCCUUUCAUUCCUAGGUCUGAUCUUUCCUGCCGUAAUCGAAACUGUCACUUAUUGGGACCGACCAAACGGCCUCGGCCGCUUCAACUGGGUUCUAUGGAAAAAUAUGUUUUUGGUCUGCUUUGGUAUUCUUGGAUUUUUGACAGGUGCUUAUGUGAGCAUUCUGGACAUAAUAAAAGGAGAUGAUGCUUAAUGGAAAUGUGCAGAAUAAUCCAAUUGAUCACUUAAUAUUCAUGUCAAAAAUGAAAAUUUAUAAUAUUAAUUGACGGCUAAGUUUUAUUAAGUAUAUUUAUUUUUAUUCGCUUUUAAUCUUCUUUAUGUUUUUUAUAUAUAUUAUGAUUUUAAAGAUUAGCAAUGAUAAAUUGUGACAUUUUAAAAAGCCUAAGUAAUGCUCAAAAUACUUAUUUUGAGAUUAUAUUAAUUCAGUAACUUCAGUCUUAGUUAGCAGUUUAUGUUUCGACUCCCCUGUUGUUUGUCCUGUUGCCCCCGAAAAUCUGUAGCCAUUUUUAUUAGAAAUAAGAAAAUGUAGAAACCUACAUGGCGACAACUUUUUUAAAUGUGUGAGAAUUAUUCUAGUGCAUUAUCGAAAUGUGAUACAACUUUAGGUUAAAUAAUAAAAACAUUGCACAAUAGCUAAUAUAUAACAUAAGUAAAUAGAAUUUGUUUGGAUAUAUACUAAAAAUUUAAAGUGGUUAGCGAAGUUAAUUGGACCAUUUAAUCCGUUAACUUUGCUAGUUUAACUUUGAAUGUGUUACAUUUUUUGGGGAAUUUGAAUACAUUAGAAGCAUUGUUAUGAUAAAUAUAUGAUAUAUGAUGGCAUUUCCAUUACCAAAAAUAUUGGCUUAGGUAGAGUAGAAUUUUUCAUAUCGUGCUUUUUCGAGAAAUUGUGAACAAAAGCCUUUUGUUGUAGGUAUCCUAGGUAAUAUCGGGGACGGCUCUAGUUGACUCGGCUGAUCUUAUUCAUGUGAGAUUAUUUUUCUAAGACCUUUUUACUAACAUAAUUCGGUGCAGGUGACCUGCAUUGUGCAUCCCCUUAGGGCCGUCUCUGACAGAUUAUAAUUUAAAGCAAAGUAAGAUUUAUUCUGCAGAUCAUAAAAUGUAGAAUUAAAAUUAUAGUGAGAAAAUUAUCUACGAUGAUUCAAUAAAUUGUAUUGUCUGUUUAAUUGUAUUGGAUAAAAAAUGUCUUUUAUUCCGAUUUGAUUAAAUUAGACACCCACGAAUUUUUAUCAAUUUUGAAUACCUUUUUGAACCAUAUGAUGUGGAAUGAAGUUUUAAGGUACCGUAAUACCUGUCUCAAAAAUAUUGGAAACGUUGAAAUAUUAGUAACUCGUAGAUAAAUAUCAAGUUAUGUUCCUUUCAUGUGAGUCGAGUUUUGAUAUUUAUUUUUUAUAACCGACAGAGUGAUUGAGGUGCGACGAUAUAUAAAUUAAGUUUAAAAUUAGAUAAGACUAAAAAGUGAAUAAUUAUACACGGAAUGAUUGCUAUCUAAUCUGGGCCCUUUUGCCUGUGAUUUUAUAAUUAUCAUUCUUUAGAUGUUAAGUGUUAAUCUUGCGGAGGGAGGGUUGCGCCUACCCCCAAGUGGUUAUGAUCUUUGAUAUGUACAUUCAAUCCAAACCUUUCUGGGUGAGGAUAUAGUGGUGAUGUCCAUGUUCUGUAAUGAACUAAAAAUAUAUUAUUAUAAUUUUUAUGAUAUAAUUGACUAAACAAUCAAACUGUCUAGAAAACAAUCUCAUUGUGACAUUGUUAGCAUCAGCUUAGAUGCUCUAUAAGUGACAACAAAUGUACACCCGUCUUUUCAUCUCUGAUAUUCGCAUUGUUUACAGACAGAUACCCAGUUUCUAAGCCAGGAAGAAAACUGAUUUACUCCCUACGUAUAACUACUCGUGUUGAAGUAACUUGUAAUUAUUUCAUGGUCAUAAUGCUUACACUGUGAAUGCGAUAACGGAAAAGUUCGAAACAUUUUUUUAAUUACAGGCUCAUUAAAAAGAGCUUCAGAAAAGCUUUAGCCAGUGAGAGGGUUGAGCUCGCUUUGUAAGGCUAAGAUCCUUUUUGAAUAAAAAAAAAAUUUUUUUUCGAAAAUUAAGAAAUCAAAUAAUUUUUCUAAGUAAAUCUCGAAUUUCUUUUUUUACAAUCGUGUAUAGAAAGGCAAUUUAAAUAAAUAUUUGUUAGUUUAUUGAUUAAAAAAAGGCUUGGCUUUUAAUCCGGUUCGAGCUUUAAAAAUGAUUCAAGCAAAAUGGUUCGAGUUUCCAUAAAUAUUUUCCUUUUGAAAAACACAAGGGUCACAGUACUAGUAUUUAGUGCUUUAGACAUCACAUUAUAUAAAAUAGGUUAUUUUAUAUAAUGUGGUCGUCCAAAUCAACAUUACAGCAUUGAAGAUGUUGUCGUUGUUUCUACUUGGCUGAAAAACUGAGUUUUCUGUUUAUUGUAGCUUGUAGUGAUUUUAUUACAGUUAGGCCGUAUUCGGAUGAGCGGAAAUUACACGUCGCGUUGAAAUUCCGUGUUUGCGAAUUUCAGCUUUGUUGUCAUAUAAAUAGAGUCCAAAUAUGUUGAGCGAUUAUUUUCGAUGUUAAUUAUUGCAUUUACCUCUUUGAGCUUUAGGUAUUAUCUACGACUACAAAGCUUAAUUCACCACAAUGGAAUUCGAAGACGUUGGAAUACUUAGUUGGGUGAAUUUCACGACUGUUUGAAUGCGACGUGUAGCGUUUCAUUAGUGUCGCACAUUUUUUAUAAAUAAAGAUUUUAAAAAAAAUUAAACAUGAAUUACAUCAUAAUUACACCAUAUUAUAAAGUUAACAUUGUACCAGUACUUUACUUAUUUAUAAAAUAAGAUAAUUAAAUUGAUUACUGUGUAUGGUAUAAUUUAAUAAACACUAAUGACAGCUCACAGCGGCGUUCAAAACGCUCGUGAAAUUCAUCCAGUUACGCUCGUCUGACCGCGGCCUUAGCACGUGGCUCCGGUAUGCGAGCCAUCAGCGAAAAGUUGAAGGCGAAAUUCAAAAAAGGACUUGUGAUACCUUCUUGUUAAAAUAAAUAAAAGACAGCGGGUGACAGGGAUAGAAGAUGAGAACAGCGCAUGCUUUAGGUAUCUCAAUCGGCAUUCCGCUUUGGUGUAAAGUUCGCUUAAUUAAUAGGUAGGUACCUAUUUGUGAAACAAAAUCUAAUAGGAUUGUUAAAUCAAACCAUAAUCUUUUGAAUAAUUAUACAUUUAAUUGAAUUAAAUAAAAAGGAACUGGUAAUAUUAUGAAAUGAGUUCAUUCCGACAUGUAUUAUUGGUGUAUUGUGCCGAACUACCUAUUUUAGAUAGUCAUGGUUGUUUUGUUACAGUAUUAAAUAGAUCCGUUCUUGG
Messenger RNA from Plodia interpunctella (Indianmeal moth), 5095 nucleotides. RefSeq names its product proton-coupled amino acid transporter-like protein pathetic. The record is from RefSeq and is a predicted model, not a curated record. Bases 413 to 1942 code for a protein of 509 amino acids. Gene Ontology annotation, biological process: amino acid transmembrane transport. Lineage: Eukaryota; Metazoa; Arthropoda; Insecta; Lepidoptera; Pyralidae. Gene Ontology annotation, molecular function: L-amino acid transmembrane transporter activity. The transcript is spliced from 6 exons.